CUCUCUCUCUCUCUCUCUCUCUCUCUCUCUCUCUCCCACUUGAUUCGACGAAGAUGACGGAAUCUCUUCAGAUCUCUCGGAAGAGGAUGCGAUUCUCGGCUUCUUCAGCCAGUGAGAUCCUAGUCACAAGCAAAUCAGAGUAUCAGAGAAACCGGUCUAGCCGAAUCGAACCCACCGGGGGGGACGGACUGCGUUUCAAUCAGUCGCCAUCUGUCACCGGAAAGAUUACUCCGAAAGUUCUUCGCACGUAUCCUCGAGUCACCAUCAAAGAUCUGCGUCUCAGACGCGUGUUUACUCCCACCUCCAUCUCGGAAUUCAAAACCAAGGAAGAUAAAUAUCCUUGCGAUUCCAACAUUAGGGAAGAAGGAACCAAAGUCGAUGCUGGUGGAUUAGGGAAUGAACAUGCAAAAGAUUUACUUAAAACGACGCCGCGUGAUUCCGAGGGUGGACCUGUCUCUGAAGAGAUCAAUGGAUCAGUAGCGAGGAGAAGUGGUACUAAUGUCUGUCACAAACCGGUUCUUCAUCCAUGUUCUCGACCUAAGAUAUUCAAGAACCCUGGAUCCUUCAGCUACAAGAGACUCCUUCCGUACUUGAUGCAAGCUGCAGAUGAAACUCCAUCAGCCCAGAAUCCUCCUAAUGUUAAUGAAGAGAAUGGGGAAGUUGCUCAAGUUCCAAAGGAGGAAGCAAGUGAACAACUGAUGAAAGCUGAAUGUGAACUUCCUGAACCCACCAAAGAUGUUGCUCAAUCAGUGGACGGACUCAUUAGUAAAUAUUUUGCAAGUGGAAGCAACAGCCCUUUGAAGAAGGUUGAACCCACCAAAGCUGUUGCGCAAUCAGUGGUAGGUGGAAACACCAGCCCUUUGAAGAAGGUUAUUGCGUCCAGCCCCAACAAAAAAUAUGCAUGCUCUAGGCGCAAGUUGUUCAAAACACCAGGUUCAGUUAAUUACAGAAGAAUGCUUCCAUAUCUCAAAGAAAUUCAAGAAGAUAAUCCUUGCGUGCCUGAGACAUUUAAUCAUCCAGAGCAUAAAAAGAACACAGAGGAGAAUACCCCAUCAUCGAUGUUAGUGUCUGAGAAUGAAGGGACAGAAGAUAUGGUGACAUCAGAUGUUGCUAGAGAACCAGAUACAUGCUCUAACGAAGACAAAGAGCUAGUUCCGUGCGAAGCUGUUUCUGUAUCCCAAGAAGAGUCUGGUACUGACAAGGAACAAGAAACUCAAGUUAAGCAUGUCAUCCCAGACACUGAGAAGAACUUGGAAACUCCUCACAAUGCUUUGGGCUCCGAUGUCCAGUUCUCAUCUCCUAUUACUGGCUCAGGAGAUUCAACUGAGGUUUCUUUAUCUGCAUUGAACAACAUAUGUGUCCAAGACUUGGCUGGUGAAGAAAUUAUGAAAACAAACUCUGAAAACAGAGAAGAGCAAGUAGAGGCAAAUGGUUCGGAUUCAACAGCUGAGCUGCUUGAUCCUUCUCCUGUAUCUGGAACUCCCACAUCCAUCUCUCCAUCGAAAGGGAUUCUGAAAAGGAGUAUCAGAGGAUGUAGAGGGAUAUGCUCUUGUUUGAACUGCUCAUCCUUCCGUCUAAACGCAGAAAGAGCAUUCGAGUUCUCAAGGAAUCAACUACAAGAUACUGAAGAAAUGGUUUUGGAUCUUGUUGGGGAAAUAUCUCAUCUCAGGGAGAUGUUGGAGAAAUAUUGUUCAGCAGAUCACAGUGAAUCCAACAAAAUUCAGGCUGGAGAGGCUGCAAAGAGAGCUUCUGAGGCUGCAGAACUUGCAGAAAGCCGCCUUUAUCAGAUGAACAAUGACCUUCAAGUUCACUGCAGAAUCCCCAACGAACAACGAGCAAGAGUGAAGUUCGCUCACUACGUCCACGAGAAGACCAUCAUAGAAGCAUCCCAAUCUACACAACUUGACCCCUAGACCCACUCUGAAGCAACUAGGAUCCUUUUCAACUGUCUUACAGAUUAUAUCCAGUUUUCAUGUUCUUUUUUAUUUUGAAAAGUGAAAGGUAUCUUACCUGUCACUUUCAUUUGUCACUCUUGAGCAAAAAGAGAAACUAUAGAUCAUAGAUCAAGUUGCCGUUAUGCAUAUAGUCCUUGUGAUCAUAUUUAUUACC
Molecule: messenger RNA, 2109 nt
Organism: Raphanus sativus (radish)
Lineage: Eukaryota; Viridiplantae; Streptophyta; Magnoliopsida; Brassicales; Brassicaceae
Exons: 7
Coding region: 54-1913 (619 amino acids)
Source: RefSeq, a predicted model, not a curated record